AUGUCUUCUUCAUACUUUUUAUUUUUCUCUCUAACUCUACUAUUCAUUAGAGUACUCUCGCCUGUUCCAAAUUUUGCUUCUGCUUCUGUGGAGGAAGGCGAUGCUCUUCUUAAAUGGAAAGAAACCCUUCAAGUCCCAAACAACUCCUUGCUUUCUUCAUGGAUUCCUCUCCCUAUGAAUUCCAGUGCAUCGAUCCCAUGCACUUCUUGGUUCGGAGUAGUUUGCAAUACUGAUGGGAGCAUUCAAAAGUUGAAUCUCACGUCUUCUGGGUUAAGAGGCACGCUUCAAGAAAUUUCAUUCUUUAUGCUACAAAAUCUUACGCAUUUUGAUCUCAGGGUAAACAGCUUCUUUGGCCCUAUCCCACCACAAAUCCGACUCCUCUCCAGACUUAUCUAUCUUGAUUUUUCACAGAAUCAGUUUUCUGGUGAAAUCCCACCUGAAAUUGGAAGCAUGGUCUCACUUGAGUUCCUAUACUUAUACUCAAACAAUCUAUCUAGCUCAAUUCCUUCAUCAUUGGGUGCUUUGACAUCUUUAAAUGUCCUUUCUUUGUACCAAAAUCAGCUCUCUGAUUCCAUUCCUUCAUCACUAGGAAAUCUGAGCAACCUACAAUCUCUGUACGUAGCUGAGAACAAUUUAUUUGGUCCCAUUCCUAAUGAACUUGGGAAUUUGAAAUCUCUCACUAUUCUGGUGAUGGCCAUGAAUCAAUUUAGUGGUUACAUUCCUUCAUCACUAGCAAACCUGAGCAACCUAAAUCGUCUUAACCUGGCUCAUAAUAAGUUAUCUGGUCCAAUUCCUAUUGAUCUUGGGAACUUGAAGUCUCUCACUAGGCUUCUGGUAAGCAACAAUACACUUAGUGGUUCUAUUCCUUCAUCAAUUGGAAAUCUGAGCAACCUACAAUUUCUGUUCCUCGAUCAAAAUGAAUUAUCUGGUCCAAUUCCUAUUGAACUUGGGAAUUUGAAGGCUCUCACUAAUUUCCAAGUGAGCCAAAAUCUACUAAAUGGUUCUAUUCCUUCCUCCCUAGAAAACCUCAGUAACCUAGAGUGUAUGUUCCUACAAAGGAAUAAUUUUUCUGGUCUCAUUCCUAAUGAACUUGGGAAUUUGAAGUCUCUCACUGAUCUUGUAAUAAGUAAGAAUCAACUUAGUGGUUCUAUUCCUUUAUCUCUAUCAAACCUGAGUAACCUACAGAUUCUGUACCUAGAUGUGAAUAGAUUAUCUGGUCUCAUUCCUACUGGACUUGGAAAUUUGAAGUCUCUCACUGAUCUUGACAUUAGCAACAAUAAACUUAGAGGUAGCAUACCACCAGAGUUUGCAAAUUCAACGCGAUUACAAAGGCUUGAUUUUUCUUCUAAUCAGUUGGUAGGUGAAAUCCCUAAGGAAUUUGGGAAGAUGAAAAGUAUGCUGAAUUUGUACUUGUCUAAUAACCAACUUUCAGGCAUUAUACCUCUGGAGCUUGGAUCAUUCCAUGAACUCCUUGUACUAGAUCUGUCCACAAACAGAUUGAAUGGGUCGAUACCAAGAAGUAUUGGUCAAUGGGCACAAAUCAAUUACAUGAAUCUUAGUAAUAACAAGCUCGGUGGAAAAAUCCCGUCCGAGAUUGGUAAAUUAGUUCAUCUUGAGAAACUUGAUUUAUCUCGGAAUUUGUUCACACAAGAGAUACCAUCUGAAGUUCAAAGUUUACAAACUUUGCAGAAAUUGGAUCUUUCCCACAAUAGACUAUCUGGUUCUAUUCCUAAUACUUUUACAAAUUUGCAUGGCGGAAUUGAUAUCGACCUGUCUUACAAUGAGCUCACAGGUCCGGUUCCACCGAGCCCCAACUUGGUGAAUGCGUCCGUCCAAGGUAAUCCAGGUUUGUGUGGAAAUGUUACGGGAGUGAAACUUUGUACAAGUCAAAUUACGAAGAAGAAAAACAAUCCCUUUCGUCAGAAGCUCAUCCUUGUAAUCAUGCUCCCCCUUAUAGGGGUAGUUUUACUUUGUUUAUUCACGUAUGGCCUCAUUGCUUAUCGACAACGAUGGAAAAAGUCUCCACGUAAACCAUUGGAUGAAGAAAGUGGUGAUUAUUUCCAUAUUACAAGUUUUGAUGGUAAAGUAGUGUAUGAUGAUAUCUUGAAGGCAACAAAUGAUUUCAAUGAAGCCUACUGUAUAGGGACAGGAGGAUAUGGUAUUGUUUACAAGGCUAAGCUACAACCUGACAAUGUGGUUGCUGUCAAGAAACUUCAUUCAUCAUCCGAGAAUGUUGAUCAUAGUGGUUUCCUUAAUGAGGUACGGGCAUUAACGAACAUAAGGCACCGAAACAUAGUGAAACUUUAUGGAUAUUGCUCCCAUGCCCGCAACUCAAUUUUGAUUUAUGAAUACCUUGAAAAUGGCAGCCUUGGAUCUAUUUUAAAAAGCGAUGUAUUAGCAAAAGAAUUGGAUUGGUUAACAAGGGUCAAUAUUGUAAAGGGCGUUGCUAAUGGUUUGGCUUAUAUGCAUCACGAUUGUUCACCGCCUAUAGUGCAUAGAGACAUUUCCAUAUCCAACAUCCUUCUCGAUUCUGAUUAUGAGGCACGCAUUUCUGAUUUUGGCACAUCCAAGCUUUUAAAGCUAGACUCAUCAAACUGGACUGCAGUAGCAGGAACCUAUGGUUAUAUCGCUCCAGAGCUUGCUUAUACGAUGGUGGCAAAUGAGAAAUGUGAUGUGUAUAGCUUUGGAGUUGUUGCACUAGAAGUGGUCAUGGGAAAGCAUCCUGGGGAACUCAUAACAUCUUUACCAACAUUAUCAGAUGAUCAUCUGGUGUUAGCAAAUGUGGGAGACAGUCGGAUACCACCUCCUUCAUCCCAAGUUGAGAAAGAUGUUAUGUUAGUAUUGAGAGUCUCCAGAGCAUGUUUGAAUUCCAAUCCACAUGAAAGGCCAACGAUGCACCAAGUUUCAAAUCUGUUGAUGAAGGCCUAAUAUAGUGUACUUUCAAUAUUCUUUAUUUUUCUGUAGUUUACUAUGAUGCAUCCUAUGAUAUUUAUGCAAUUAGAUGCCUUCUUGUUAAGAUACUACUGAUACGUUUUCUUAUAUCAGCAUUAACAUUCCUUCUUGUUAUGAUAUUCCGGAG
This is a messenger RNA of Lactuca saligna, 3079 nucleotides long. The record is from the annotation of a GenBank genome assembly. Lineage: Eukaryota; Viridiplantae; Streptophyta; Magnoliopsida; Asterales; Asteraceae.